Messenger RNA from Hypanus sabinus (Atlantic stingray), 399 nucleotides. RefSeq names its product small ribosomal subunit protein uS10-like. Gene Ontology annotation, molecular function: structural constituent of ribosome. Gene Ontology annotation, biological process: translation. The transcript is spliced from 2 exons. Lineage: Eukaryota; Metazoa; Chordata; Chondrichthyes; Myliobatiformes; Dasyatidae. Bases 1 to 399 code for a protein of 132 amino acids. The record is from RefSeq and is a predicted model, not a curated record. Gene Ontology annotation, cellular component: cytosolic small ribosomal subunit; ribosome.
AUGGCAGUUAAAGACGAUAGCCAAGUACCUGUCGAACAGGAGGUUGCAAUCCACCGCAUUAGAACUACUUUGACCAACCAAAAUAUAAAAUCACUUGAAAAUGUUUGUUCUGAUCUAAUUUGUGGUGCCAAAGAGGAGAACCUAAAAGUCAAGGGACCUGUUCAUAUGUCCACCAAGACACUGCGUAUCACAACAAGAAAGACCGCUUGUGGUGAGGAUUCCAAAACCUGGGAUCGUUUCCAAAUGCAGAUCCAUAAGUGCCUAAUUGAUUUGCACAGCCCUUCAGAAAUUGUGAAGAAGAUCACCUCCAUCAGCAUCGAACCUGGUGUUGAAGUAGAAGUUUCUGUCAUAAUCUGUAAGUCUGGUUUUCAGCAUCAGGAAUACGGAUGUUUUGGAUGA